Molecule: messenger RNA, 1235 nt
Organism: Doryrhamphus excisus (bluestripe pipefish)
Lineage: Eukaryota; Metazoa; Chordata; Actinopteri; Syngnathiformes; Syngnathidae
Gene: sebox
Product: SEBOX homeobox
Molecular function (GO): DNA binding
Source: RefSeq, a predicted model, not a curated record
AUGAUUGUUUAUCAUCUUUCUGAAAAAGUGUGGGUGCGAAUCCUGGUGUGUGUGUCAGCGAUCAUGGCAUUGUUUGUGGAAGACGAUUUGACUUCACUCAAGCAGAAGCAGCAGGCGGCCAUGGUGGAUCUAAACAUGCUUUUCGGGGAACACGAGGAGCCUUGUAAAGAUGUCCGCAGUGAGAGCGUCCUAUCCUCCCUGGAUCCAGACCGGGAUUCUACCACAGUAACGGAGGCUCCCAGAAAAAGGAAGAGGACAAUUUUUAGCCGAGCUCAGUUGUCCGAGCUGGAGCAGGCCUUCGCCGUGACCCCUUACCCUGAUAUCACCUUGAGGGAGCGGCUGGCUGCGCACACACACCUGCCUGAGAGCAAGAUACAGGUGUGGUUUCAAAACCGAAGAGCCAGAAGUAUCAAGACCGGGAGACUGCCCAUGUCCACCAAACAUGUUCUGGGGGGUAGAGGACUUCCAGAACACGGCUCCGGACUGGUGACCUCAGCCUUCCCCGCCCCGGCAUCUCUGGCAGACAUGUUCAGACCAGAUCAAGGCCAACCUUGUGAAGAUAUCCCACAAUUCUACUCUGACUGGAUCCAGAUCUACAACAACCAAACCCCGACUCAAUCGUCCCUCCACCAGCAGCCCAUCCUCAGCACACCCAAGCGUUCCGAGUCCCGUGUCUGGGAGGCGGAGCGCCAACAGAGGCAGCAACUUGGAUCCACCCUCUCCACUUUCCUACCUACUUCUUUUUCUCAGCCCAUCGCCAGGCAACCUCAGGUGUCCGGCCACUCCUACCAGGCCCACAGGAACCUGAAGAACCAGAGUCUGGCUCAAUGUGGGGCCUCUGUGGACCAGGUGGUCCCUUCUCACUCUCAGUCCAUGUACUGGGAAGUGAAUCAGGGCCAGGGACAUCACCACCUCCAUCAUCAUCAUCAUCAUCAAAUGGGUCCACAGACCUCCAUGGGCUACAUCUCAGACCUGAUCUAUAACGCUGCUAUUGUGACCAACUUCCUGGAGUUCUGAUGAAAAGAACAAUUCAAAUAUUCAUUCAUGGACUUUCACACAAAAUAUACUAACUCUUACUUCUUAUGCAACUGUCAGGAAGGCAGGGAGUACCUUCAGUGUUACCGCAGACCUGCCGAUGUGUACAGAGUCAUUGAACUCAACAUGCAAUUUGACUUGUAUGCUUCACAGCUCUCUAUUUUGUUGCAUUUGUUGCAUUGUUCAGUCUGUACAGAUGA